Messenger RNA from Strigops habroptila (Kakapo), 8355 nucleotides. RefSeq names its product marker of proliferation Ki-67 (gene MKI67). Gene Ontology annotation, cellular component: nucleus; chromosome. Bases 115 to 7812 code for a protein of 2565 amino acids. Gene Ontology annotation, molecular function: protein binding; DNA binding. The record is from RefSeq and is a predicted model, not a curated record. Lineage: Eukaryota; Metazoa; Chordata; Aves; Psittaciformes; Psittacidae. The transcript has 16 exons. Gene Ontology annotation, biological process: regulation of mitotic nuclear division; regulation of chromosome segregation.
ACCGGAGGGGCCGGUCCGGUGGCGGGUGUGGGGGGGGCAGCGCCGCCAUCACCACACCGGGCCCUAGGCGGGACGGCUCCGCUCCGCCGCAGGUAAGAUUCCUUACGUUUGAAGAUGACGCUCUUUGGGAAAAUUGUUGUCAUUAAGCGGAACGGGACUGAUGGAAUUAGUUUUCCCCUCACUGCGAGUUCUUGUUUAUUUGGAAGGAGAACAGAGUGUGAUAUUCGCAUCCAAUUGCCUCAGGUCUCAAAAGAACAUUGUAAAAUUGAAGUAAAUGAAAACAAGGAGGCAAUAUUGACUAAUUUAAGUACAGUAAAUCCCACGCAGCUGAACGGGGCUGGUUUCCAGCAGCCUGUGCCUCUGAAGCAUGGCGAUGUGGUAACCAUUAUUGAUCGGUCUUUCAGGUUUGAAUAUCCUCUGCAAGCAACUCCAAGAAAGAGGCGUUCCCGGUCUCCCAAAGAUGAAACACUGCAGGUUCUUCAUGUUCAGCAGGUGGCAGAAGUGGAAUUACGAACUUCAGGACCUAAAAGUCUUCAUGCUUCAGAUAAUGCUGAGUGCAAAGAAAAAGAUGCCAAUGAAAAUAAACAAAGUACAGAGGAAAAUAUUUCCAAUGCUCUACCCGUCAAAGUACAAACACCCAAAUCUUCACACAGAAUACAUCAGUCUAUUAAAAAGCAAAAUUCAGUGUCUCCCUUUUCUAAACUCUAUGAAAAGUUGAAAAAUGAGAUUAAAGUGAAAAAACCUCUUCCUGAGGGAAAUGCAUCUCAAGAAGCUGCAAAAGGAGAUGGGAAGAGUGUUCCUCUAGAACCAAGCGCUCAGAUUUCAUUGUCAGGUUGUGUUUCUGAUCUUGGAAACCUGUCUCAAGAACAAGAAAGAGGCAGAAGUAAAAAUAUUGAAGAAUGUAAGGUAGAAAUCAAGCAAGAUGCGGUCCCUUCAGAGUUUAACCAGGUCUCAGCUGUCGGAAGUGCUACCAAGAAGAGUUUUACCAAAAGUCCUCGAAAAUCCAUUUCGAAGGUGUCAAGAGAUACUGGUGAAAGAAGUCACUUGCAGGAUCAUAAGGAGCUAAGUACAGCAGGAAAGUCUGAAAGUACUGAAGUUACAACCAAACCCAGUCAGGAGAAGGAUGGAAAAGCAGUGUUUUCACUGAAGCAAUGCUCUAUAGAAUGCUUGGGUUAUGCAGCUGAAAGGAACAUGCACAGCUCUGUACCAGGACUGGAUAAACCAGCAAAACCAGGUAACGCCACCACCGUUUCUGAAGUUGACCAGUAUGUUCCGUCUACACCAACACCCAGAAGGAAGAGUCCUCGGUCUAAUUUUGUAUCACCCACCAGAGAAAGUAGUGGAACGAAUCCUGUAAUCACUGAUAUUCCAACACCUCGAUGGCGUGUGUCACUGGAACGUAAGUCUCUGUCAGGAGUUUCAGCUGAAACUCAAAGGGAAGAUUCACUGUCUAUAAGUGACAGCCUCAAACAACUGCCUUUGGCAGAAAAGAAGUGCUUAAAACAAAGACGAAGCAGUAAACAGCAUACACCGGGAAAACCUGCUGAAGAAGUGCUGAAAGAGAUUUGUGACCAGGCAAAGUUUGUGAACUCAAAAGAGGAACAUUCUGAACCUCCUGCCUCUUCUAAUUCCAAGAGUCCCAGAAGAAAUAACAGAGAAAGUCAAGAAUCACCAAACAAAAGUGUCCAUUUGGAGACACCAGCUUCAGAAGAGUUCACAUCAGAACUGGCUUCUCCUGCUAGUCACAAACGUGGCUCUGGCAGGAAAAGGGGUAGGCCAAGGAGCUCUGGGCUGCUUGCAGGGAAAGCAUUGGAGACAAAUGCACCUCUAGAGCACCACGAUAAACCUACAGACAGAAAAGACAGUGGAAUGAACGAAGAGGUGGCCACCAAGGGGGAUCACCAGGAGCAAGGUUUGGAAGAUGCUGGAGUAACAAGACUUCGUAGAUUGUCAUCAAAGAGGAGGUCUUCUGGAGGUGCUGGUCUACUGAAAGACACUGAGGCUGUGUCAGAAAUGAAUAUUUCUGACCUGUUGGCUGGGGAAGAAUCAGGCAAGACAACAAAGAUGUCUCCGAAGAGGAAAAGUGGUGAAGUGUUACUUCAGCCUUUAGGAAAAAGAAAGAGAGUGUCUUUUGGUGGCCACUUGAGCCCAGAGCUUUUUGAUAAAAGUUUGCCUCCCAACUCACCCCUUAAAAGAGGUGCCAUUCCUGCCCGGCUGAGCCUGCCCUUCGGAAACUCGCCACGUGCUGUCCUCAAAAAGGCUCAGGGAUUGAAGCACUUUGCAGUCCAGGACUUUCCUGAACAUUUGCAGAAAGAAAAAGUGUCACCAAGAAAUCUGCCAACUGAGAAGUCCCCAAGUGCCUCGUCCCCUUCCUCUGGGAGGGCAACACCUAAACUGCCUUCAGGCUCUCCAGCACCUUACAAGAAGGGACGUUUCUCUGUUUCUCACGUCACGGCACCAUUACCCGUUGUAGAAGAGAGAGAUACUGUUGCAGAAGACAUGAAUACAGAGGAGGAAGAUGGUGCCUUAGUGAAAACACCUAAAUCUUCUCUCAUUAACCAAAAUGAUAAACCCUUUUUAAUGGCUACACCUGACAAACCAACCAGAAGUGCCCAACUUGCUCUGAAGGUCACACCCAUGAAGAACAGAAGUGGGGCUGUAGCAGUUAUCAAUGCAAAAAGAAGAAGUGGAGCCUCCAGUGCCAAUCUAUUAGUGACGAAAUCUUGGGCUGAAGUGGUAAAAUUGGGUGUCGCAAGACCACAGGCAAAGGCUGUUAAAAAGAGUGUUAGGAAAGGAAGAUUCCUCAAGAAGACAACCCAGUCACCGAAGACUCCACAAAGCAAAAUAAAAGGUCAUUUUAGCACAGGACAUGCAGAAUCACCUGCAACAAUAGUUGUAGGUAGAGCUUAUUCCACCACAGUCAGAACAACUGGACGGGCCCCUAAAGUGGUGAAAAACCCUAUCUUGAAGCUAAACAUGAAAAUGGAUGAAAGCUUCACAGGAAUGGCUGAAAUGUUUCAAACUCCAGAAAAUGUGAGUGGAAAAACAUUACCUUUGGCUGCUGCUCAGAAGAUGGAUUUUACACCAACUUGUGCUGCAGCGGAUAUUUCUGACCUGCACACUCCUGAAGAAACUGGAGAGAUGAUGGUGUCACCAUUGAAUAGUUCAGAUGCUUCAGAACAGAAACAAGAUAGUCCAGGCAUCUGUCACUUUUUGAGAGAGGAGUCAUCUCUAAAGUCUGUGUUUGAUGCAAUAUCCACAAAAACUCCUGAAGAAAGAAAUGCUAUGCUGGAAGAAAAUACUAGUGGGAAUAGUUUGUCAGCGAUUCCAGAAAAACAAGCAUCUCGGGUGAAAUCAGGAAGUAGAAGGAGGACUCCAAAGCAGAAGUUGGAGCCAGCUGAGGUCGUGUCAGGCAUCAAGCAGCUUUUAAGGACCCCAGAGCAAAGGUCAGAACCAGUAGAGGCCUUAUCGGGCAUCAGGCAGCUCAUGAAGACCCCGAAGCAGAAGUCGGAGCCUCUAGAGGACUUGUCAGGAAUUAAGCAACUCAUGAGGACCCCAAAGCAGAAGUCAGAGCCUAUAGAGGCUUUGUCAGGCAUCAAGCAGCUCAUGAGAACCCCAAAGCAUAAGUUGGAGCCUGUAGAGGCCUUGUCAGGAAUCAAGCAGCUCCUGAGGACACCGAAGCAGAAGUCAGAGCCUGUAGAAGCUUUAUCAGGCAUCAGGCAGCUCAUGAAGACCCCAAAGCAGAAGCCAGAGCCUGUAGAGGCCUUGUCAGGCAUCAAGCAGCUCCUGAGGACACCAGAGCAAAAGUCAGAGCCAGCUGAAGUCCUGUCAGGCAUCAAGGAGCUCAUGAGAACCCCAAAGCGUAAGUUGCAGCCUGUAGAGGCUUUGUCAGGCAUCAGGCAGCUCAUGAAGACCCCAAAACAGAAGGUGGAGCCUGUAGAGGCUUUGUCAGGCAUCAGGCAGCUCAUGAAGACCCCAAAACAGAAGGUGGAGCCUGUAGAAGCUUUAUCAGGCAUCAGGCAGCUCAUGAGGACACCAGAGCAAAAGUCAGAGCCAGUUGAGGUCCUAUCAGGCAUCAAGCAGCUCCUGAGAACCCCACAGCGGAAGCCAGAGCAGGUCGAGGUCCUGUCAGGCAUCAAGCAGCUGCUGAGGACCCCACAGCAGAAGCCAGAGCCAGUUGAGGUCCUGUCCGGCAUUAAGGAGCUCAUGAAGACCCCAAACCAAGAGUUGGAACCUGGUACGGAUGAAAGUGCCUUUAAAAGAUUGCUGAAGGCUCCAGUAGAAAACAGAGAAGCAGUUAAAGGUGUUACUUUAACCAAGAAAACUCCAAAGGUGAAAUAUCAACCAGUAGAAGACAUGAUUGGGGUCAGCCGCAUUUUCAAGACACCAAAGGACAAAGCUGAACCCGUAGAAGAUAUGUUUGAUAUUAGUAGAUUAGUGAAGACUCCAAGAGAGAAGUAUCAACGAGUUGAGGAUUUUGUGGGUCUGCAAAGGCUUAUGGCAGAGCCCAAGCAGAAAUGCUCUGACUCUGAAGUGGACUAUGCUGGAGUUAUGGAGAUGUUUGAUGCACCAGAGGAAAUGGAGGUGAGAUCAGUAAAAGCUAUGGAUUCCAAGCAAGAUGCUGCACCUCUUUGUACUUCUUCCACUCCUAAACGUGAAGAUAAAGGAAAUAUUUCACAAGGUGAAGAUUCCCAGCAGAAGGAACCAGCUAGUGCAGGCCAGUCUACCCAGAGGAGAAGGGGCAGACCAAGGAAGACGGUACAUCCUGCUUCAGCAAAGCACUGCAAAAGGGAUUUGAAUUUAAAAGAAUUGCAAAGUGUGGAAAAAAAGAGCACCCAAGAGGAGAUGGAAGCUAAAAAUGAAGGAAGAGGAAGGAGAACCAACCGUCAUAUACAAGAAGAAACUGUUUCAGAGCCCCCCGAUCAGGAAAAAGUUGACGUUUCAUCUGUGGAACCACAUGGAGCUACUCAAAGACCCAGAAGAGGUAAAAGGAAAGACCAAAAGGAAUUAAAACAUCCAAGUGAGAAUCCUGAGGCUUGUGACAAAGAUUCUUCUGUGCUGCAAGAAGAGAAACAGACUUCACAGGAGUGUGGCAUCAGUGGCAUAAUGGAAACUGAAGAUGGUCCAACCAUAAAGACAGAAAGUGUAUCUAGUAGCACUGAAAAUGAAAAUUGUCAACUGCAAACAGGUUUAAAAGAAACUGAAAACAAAUCUAAUGAAGGUGGUGUAGAAGACAGUGAAGAAAUGCUUCUGUCACCUAGGAGGAGAGUUAGAGGAGUGAAAAAAGGAGCAAGCCCAGAACAGCUGAUUCCACCCAAAAGAGGAAGAAGAGAUAGAAAUGACCAAGUUCAACAAGCUGCUUCAGAGGCCUUUCACAGGACAACAAGGAAGCUUCGUAAAGACCCAUCAGAAAAGAUGCUACAAAGAGAAGAAGAGACUUUUGUCGAAGACACUGAGGCUGCCACAGCAGAAGAACCUGAAAAUGGAACUAAACUUGAAAGGAAGAUACCAGAGAAAAGAGUGAAGUCUUUAAGAAGUGCUGGAAAGCACUCAACUGAAGUAAAAGCAGACAUUGGUGAGAUGAUACUUGAAAAUAUACAAACCAUUCAGAAAACUGAAGAAACUUCAACUGAAGCUGGUACUGAACCACAAUCACCUAUCAAAAAUGAGAUUAAAACAUCUCAGGGAGAUGAAACAGAAAAUACUCAGGAAAAUGCAACAGAGGCAUCUCAGAGAUUAAAGGCAGAGUCACCUUCUGGAGAGACAAACAAAAUAUCAGUCACUGCAAACAGAAAUGCAGUGAAGAAAACAACCAGAACUAGAAACAGGAGAGGCAAAAAGGACUCCUUGGAGAAAAAGUCUGAUGAAUUUGCCAAAGAUGAGGAGAACCUAGAACUAAUUGCUCCCAAAAUCAAGUCAGAAGCAGGAACAGAUGAAUCUUCUCUCAAAGAUUCUGUGGACACCCCAGCUACCACACCAGUACCUGCUGCAGACAGUGAUGGUGCUGCUCAGAGCCGUCCGAAGAGGACAAGAAAUGACCAGGGAAUAAAAAACACAAAGCAAACUGAAACCCUGCAAGAGAAUCAAGCCCAAAGUUGUGGAAUGGUAUGUACAAGAGGCAGAGGUAGAAAAGUUAAUUUUGAACUUGAAGAAGCCAGUUCCAAAGCAGUUGGAGGAAACAGGAGUUUACCUGAGGAUGACAAAGGAACGACUGACAAAGAGAGUCAACAAGAGACUUCAGAAAACCCUUCUUCACAAGUGAGGAGGAGCAGAAGAAAGCAAGUUGAUACCAUUCCACAGAUAGCUUGUUCUACUGUUAUGGAAAAACAAACAUUAACUGCAGAGGAUAGUAAAGAUGAGGCUUCUACAAAGGAGCAGGAUUCAGCUUUGGAAGCUACUUCCUCUUCAACAGAAGACAUUCCACUGAGACGAGGGAGAAGACGAGAGGUUGCUGCAGCAUCACAAACAUCUCGAUCUCUUUCUACCAGAAGAAGACGUGGGGUGUUGGAAGGUGGUGAUACAAAGAUAACUGUGAGAGAAGAUCAAAAUCCAGCUUUGGGAAAUGAAACUUUGCAGGCAAAAGCAAAUGCAUCAGCAAGGGAUGAAAGGGAAAAGAUUGAUCUAGCAGCAGAGGCAAAAAGUUCAUCUCCUCUCCAGAGAAAGCGUGGCUUGUCAGAAACUGAUGGUAAAGAGGAGGGCACUAAUGAAGAACAAAAUGUGCCUUUGGAAACAGUGUCCUGUGCAAAAGAGAAGCCAUUGGGAAGGGGCAGAAGGAAGGAAACUGCUCUGGCACCACACACAACCAGUUACAUUCCUCUUAGAGGAAAACGUGGUUUGCCAGCAGAUAACAGUAGAGAAGAAGCUCCUGAAGAAGAUCAAAAUGUUCCAUUAAAAACUUCUGAUUCAUCUGUAAGAGAAAAUCAACCGAGAAGAAGCAGAAGGAAAGAAACUGCCCUCAUGUUAGAAGCCACAAGUUCUACUUCCAUUGAGGAAAAACAGGGCUUAGCAAAAGAAAGUGGUACAAAGAAUAAUCACAGGGGAGCAAAAAAGCUGCUUUUGGAGAAUUCCACUUCCCAAGAAAAAAUGGAUCUUUCAAAAGGGAACUCAAGGCAAACAACCACCUCACAGGCUGUUAGUUCCACCUCACUUCAGGCUUUGCCAGAAGAUGGUAAGAAUGAAACUCCUGAAGAACAACAGAGUGUACUUUUGGAAGUAGCUCCAUCUGUGAAAGAAUAUCCAUCAAGAGUGGGCAGAAAGAAAACAACUUCCACAUCUAAAGAAUCUAAUUCCACUUCUCUCAGGGAAAAUCCUGUCUUGCCCAAAGACAGAGGUCAAAAGAGGAUUCUUAAAGAAGAUGAACACACAUCUCUAGAAAAUAACUCAUCUCAGGAAAACACAAGGCAAUUGAGGAAUAAAAGUAAAAAGGUAGAAUUCAAAUUGGAGGCAGCUACUUCUACUUCUUAUUGUAAAAACAGUGACUUGCCAGAACAUGGCAAAGCUUCAGAAACUCAAGAUGUGUGUUUGACAUCCACUGGUUCUGGGGGAAAUCAUCAGUCUGGAAGAGGGGAAGAGGUUACCCCUGCACCAGAGGCAGCUCCCCCUUCUCGCAAUAGGAAACGUCAGUUGCCAGCAGAUGAUUUACCAUCCAAAAAACUCAAGUCAGAGAAUGAUGGAAAUCCAGCACUGCAGAAAGGAAAAAGAAACAAAGCUAAAGAGGAACCUGAAGGGGCUGUAAGGGCUACUCGGAGUGCUGGAGGGACGGACAGGAAGACAAGAUCAAGCACAAGAACAAGUGCAAAAGCAAGAAAAUAGUCUUAACAACAGCCACAGCACCAGUUUUUAAAUCAAUUCAGUAACUGAAAUAGCAGGUUUUUAAUGUGAAUUGAUUUGCACUUGGAUUUUAAGCUCAGAUUUUUGUAAAGCAAUCACCGAAUUCUGAUAUUAUCAAAAGAUAUUUCUUAUUGUGUUUACAGGUAGGGUGUAGAUUCUGGUUUUAAUAGAUUUAUGUGUAGUGGUUCCUAACCCGUGGGGUGCUUGUGCAAAACUGCAAACCUUAAACCUAAAUCUUUUUAUACCAGUAUUUAUCCCCCUUUUUUCUGUCAGUCAGUACAGCAGCCAGGGAGCCAUAUUACUUUACUGCCAGUUUAAUUGUAAACUCUUUUCUGCUUAAAUUUGAAUGUGCUUAAGUCUAAUUUUUCAUGCCAGUUCUGUAAAUAGUCUGUAAAAGAAGCUCUGGAUGUAUCAGCAGAAUUACGAUGCUGAAGUUUCGAUAAGUUUGCAAAAAAACCUCUUUAAGUUCCUUGUAUUGAAAAAUGCAGAUUUGUGGAAGUCAUUAAAUUUGUGAACAAUUUGGGA